Messenger RNA from Aureobasidium uvarum, 747 nucleotides. Lineage: Eukaryota; Fungi; Ascomycota; Dothideomycetes; Dothideales; Saccotheciaceae. The record is from the annotation of a GenBank genome assembly.
AUGGACGACUCUUGGCAAGAAACAGCAUUUUCCUCCCGCCACAUGCACAACCGCGUANAACCGCAAUGGCAAAUCAACCAGCAACAGCGGCAGCGGCAAAUCAAAAGAAGCACUUUCGACGUGCGCAAGACUUUUGGAAGCUAUACUGUAAAGUGUCCUGCAUGGCACAAACUCCAGACCUCUGAUGAUGGGGUAAAAGGAGAUGGACAUGCAGUGUUGGAAUUGUAUAGAUUGACGGAAUGUGGGAAGGGCGUUGUGGGAGAGAUGGCGUUGGAGGGGGUGUUGAGGGCUGCAGUGUUGUUGGCGGCUAGUAGGAAGAGUUUGCAGGGAAUUUUGGAGAGGUUGGAACCUGUCGAGGAAUCGGAAGAGGAGCAAGUCAAAAAGGAGGCUGAGAAAGGAGAACAAAAGAGCGAUGCAGACAGCGAUGAGGAAGAAGAGGACGAGGAAGAAUCAGAAGAAGAGCCCGAACCUGACCGUUUCGAAACUUUCGAAAAGAAUAGUUUCAGAGAGCCAAAGUUUUGGUUAAGAUGGAAUGGUGUGCUCGAGUCACCAGCAGUGGAAGAAGAAAAGGCCGAGUCAGGGCUUGGCUACAUCAUCUUCCCAAGCAACGAUUGUCGCAAAUUCAAAGGGACGUUGAAUUGUGCUUCUCUGGAGUGGAAGGAUGUCGCUUUCUCUGGUCACAAGAUUGCUCCCAGAUCGGAGUCGGACAUACCGGUUGCAUGGGGCUUGAAUGAGGUGCCCAUGUGA